Messenger RNA from Schistosoma rodhaini, 3233 nucleotides. The record is from the annotation of a GenBank genome assembly. Lineage: Eukaryota; Metazoa; Platyhelminthes; Trematoda; Strigeidida; Schistosomatidae.
AAAUAAUCCAACUGUUUAAAUGUAUUCAUAUACUAUUCAAAGUAAACAAACAACAUGUACAUUAUAAGUAAUCAGAAUAUGUAAAGUAAUGAAUCUAAAUAUAAAGGAUUUAAUUAUGAAUUCUAUAAUUUCUAAUGAAACAUGGAAUUCAUCUAUUUGGAAUCAAUCACAAAUUUUAUCCUCAUUAUCAUCAUCAUCUCCACCAUUAUUAUCACCAUCAUCUUUUUUAGUAGUUACACAAGUUGAUGUUACAGAUUUACAAGUAUAUGUAAUACUUAAACAUUAUUUACCAAUUCCAAUAUUUAUUGUUAGUAUAUUAUGUAUAUUAGUCACACUGAUUGCAGUUACACAACGUGGUCUAUGGCGAACUACAGUUACAUAUAUUAUUGUAUUAGCUAUUGUUGAUUUAUUUACAUUAAUAUCAUUAUGUAUAUUAUCAAUGGAUUUUUUUAUUAUACCAGCUUUACCUGAAGGAUUAUUUACAAGAGUUUAUUUUUUAAUUGAAACAAUAUUAGGUGAAUUGGUGGAUACAUUAUUAUUAAUAUCCAAUUGGUUAACUGUACUUAUAGCUACAGAACGUUAUCUUGCUGUAUGUCAUCCAUUAAAAGUACGUUUUAUUGAUUGUAAAUAUCGACGUAUUUUUAUUAUACUUGUUAUUCUAUCAAGUAUAUUAAUUAAAUUACCUGGAUUUAUUAUAUUGGGUUAUGCAAAAGAGAUUAAUUCAUCAUAUACUAUUAUAAUAUUUAGAAAAAUUUAUAUAUGGAUAGUACAAAUUUUAUUAUUUUUAAUAAUACCAUUUAGUAUAUUAACUUUUGUAAAUAUACGUCUGAUACAAACUGUACGUAAUUCAUUACAAUUAAUUAAUCAACGAUGUAAGAAAAUAAAUAAAGAAUCCAUUCUAUCAUCGAGUUCUAAUCAAAGUGAUCCUGGAAUAAUACGUAGAAUGACAUCAUGUUAUCCAUGUUUAUCAUGUUGUAUUUCAUCUAAUUCAAACAAGAUUUAUUCAUUUCAUCAAUGUUCUGAUUCAUUACUUAAAAUAGUUUGUUGUGAUUGUUUUAAUUUAUCAACAAAACCGGUAAAUAAUUGUCAACUGCAACAUAAUCAACAACAACAACAACAGCAACAACAAUUGAAUGAAUCAAAAAGAAUAUUCAAGAAAAAUGAAUUAAUUCAAAUGAAUGAUUCAUCACCUGUAACAAGUCCAACAAGUUUAACAGCAAGUGAACCAACAGGUGCUCAAUUAGGACGUACUCAAAGAGAAGAGAAAAAGAUUACAAUUACAUUAAUUUGUUUAAUUGUAACAUUUUUCAUUUGUCAAGGACCAUUUGUAUUAACAACUGUAAUUAUGCGUUUUAGUAGUACAGGAUUCUAUUUAUCAGAUACAAAUAAAAUUAUUAAUAAUACUUUAUUAUUAUGUAAUACAUUUACAGAUCAAAAUCAUAUAGAAACAAUAACACCAAAUAAACCAUUUGGUUUUGUUGAUUAUAUUAAUCCUAUUUCUGUAAUUGCUUUAGCUUUAAAAAGUGAUUUAUCAUUUUUCUUUUAUUGUUGGUUUUGUGAUCGAUUUUUGUUAGCAUUAAAAAAAAUAACACGUCAUAAAUGUUGGCCAAAAUUGAAAAGACAUAAUUUUUAUAAUUUUCAUCAUCAUCGUCAUCGACAUCUUCAUAGUCAUCACCAUCAUCAUCAUCAUCAUUGUUAUCAAAAAUGUAGUAGUCAUCCACAUUUACAAAAAUUAACUAAAUCUCAUCAAAUUGAACAAAAAAAUAAUAUUGAAUUAAAUAUGCCAUCAAGUGGUAGUCUACCAGCUGAAUAUCGUUUACCUCAUCAUCAUUAUAAAGAUGGUGGUGAAUAUUAUCAAUAUCGUAUACCUGUUGAUAUGGUUACUAAUCAACAUAAAAUUAUAACAUAUAAAAAACCUGCACCUUUACCAUUUAAUUUAUCUAAACAUAAUAAAAUGAAAAAGAAAUCUGUAAUUAGUUUACCAAUGAAUGUAAAAAUUUCAUGGUCAUCUCCAAGUUGUUCAGAUAAUUCUUACAAAUGUUCAUCAUCACCAAAAAAGAAAUGUACUUCCUCAGUUGGUUGUUCAAAAAAAUGAAAAAAAAAAAUUUUUGUAAAUAAUAUCAAAAUAAACAGAUCGAUAAAAUGAUAAUUUUUGUGAUCGCUUAAGUUUUUCAUGUUUAUUUUUUUGUUUACAUAUAUGUACAUACCUAUUUAUAAUCACAAAAUGUUCAUAAAAAUGUCUUUUGUUUAUGUAUUGAUUAUAUCACAAAUGAUUGUUGACGAUAAUUAUUGUGAGUGGAUCGAUUACUGAAAAUGAUUUUAAUUUAUCUCGUGAAGAUUUUAUAGUUAACAGUUUGAUUGACACAUUCGUUCCGGUUGUAUUAUGUUUUCUAAUGUGAAUGACUAAUCUACGAAGCUUUUAAUGCCGUCCUGAACAAAAUCACAACCUUAUACUAUACUUGGAAUUGAUCUGUUUAUUUAAUCUAAAGUGUUAAAUAAGUUUGUUCUGGUGACCUUAUCAAUGAAUAGCUAUUUGCCAAGGUUUCAUCAACUUUAUUCAUUUAUGUAUUCUUAUUGAGCAGUUUGUUUUAUUGAUUGACCUUUUUCGUAUAGCACCAUAACUAGGGUCUCUAUUGAUAUUCUAGACUGAAAAUUAAUCUAAAUCUCAAGCUUCGAGAAAAUUUUUGUCAUUCUUUAAAUCUCCUCUCUCCAGAAUUUUGGUUGAUUGUAACGCUUGAAUAAAAAGAGAGGCGAAACAUAUGAAAAGUAUUCAUAAAUUUAGUUGUCUAUUAACAAUAAAUUAUAAUAGAAUUCAUCUGAAUAAUUAUAGUAAUCAUUAGUUAGUACAAAUGAGAUCAUUAUUUACCAUAGUAACCUUUAUCUAAACUCUUUAAUAUAAUAAUAAUUAUUAAUUAUUAUUAUUAUAUUUCACAUAUGGAUAGCUGUUUUAUACAGUAAGAUGAAAACUAAAUUUCAGUUUAUACUAUAAAGUAACAUUUUACUAUAAGUAAAUGAUUUUCUUACGUCAAAAACUUGUUAUUUGAUUGAUCAUUGAUUAAGUUUUCUAAAUUUUAAACGAAUUUUUAAACUGAAUAGUAUGAUGACGUCCACAGUGUUAAACAAAUGAAUGAGUCUAGUUUACGAGAGUUAUGGAAUGUACUUAAUUACCGUUAAGAGGUACUAUUUAUUAGUUAUUUUGUGGUGUGUGUUACUUAUAUCCACACAAGUAGUAU